Suillus subalutaceus is the source of this 348-nucleotide messenger RNA. RefSeq lists its product as uncharacterized. NCBI's taxonomy places the organism in Eukaryota, Fungi, Basidiomycota, Agaricomycetes, Boletales, Suillaceae. The record is from RefSeq and is a predicted model, not a curated record. Bases 1 to 348 code for a protein of 115 amino acids. The transcript has 2 exons.
AUGCACCUCGUUUGUGGACUAGAUCUCGAGGAGACUCUGGUGCUCGAACAGCAGCUCAGUCCUUUCAACGAGGACCUCGAUCCGCUGCUUAUUCGACCGGAUGUACCUCGUCUCAGGGCGCCUCAUCCGCCUUUGCCUCCUCUACCGCAUACAUUCAAACCCAAGAUCCGGUGUCGUGCGCCUCUGCAUACCUCACCACCGUUGCAAAGACUAAACGCUCCACUUUACAUCGCUACUGACUUCCCGAAUCCUGCAGCAGACCCACUGUUUUCGAUUUAUCUUCAAACCUUCCCGUGUGCCGCUGAUGGGGGUUUUGAUACUGGUGUUGUACGCGAUGAUGCUGGCUAG